Molecule: messenger RNA, 3347 nt
Organism: Phyllotreta striolata
Lineage: Eukaryota; Metazoa; Arthropoda; Insecta; Coleoptera; Chrysomelidae
Source: the annotation of a GenBank genome assembly
CAAAUUUCCAUAUAUAUUUUUUUCUUGAGUUUUUUUUAUUUCUUGCUUACUCCCUCGCUUGUCUUUUGCGCGAAAUUGCAUAUUACGCGAAAAAAUGGGCCUACAUAAGCUGUGAACGUGUAGUGUUUUUAUAGUGAAAAGAAUCAGGAAGCUUUUUAACUGAUGAAAUUCAUAGCAAAAUUUGAAAUAGAGUCUUCAUAGAUUUGUCAAAUGAUUUAAAUCUUUCGAUAGUUUAUUUGCUUUAUAAUGGAAACGGAUGGACUAGAGGAGAAUAAAAACCCUAAGGAAGCUGAUAAGGCGACGAAUGAUACGAAGGAUCGUUUAGAUAAAGCUGUGAUUAACAAUUCGUCCACAAAAAAUCGAACUGUUGAAGUAGUGGAUCAUGAGGAAGACGAUGUACCUGGUGACUUUUUCGACGAUUUCCUGAAAGAAGACUUUAUGGCAGGCUUAGACAUAGUAGACGAAGAUGAAAGUGAAGAGAAAGGCGAUAAUGCGGAAGCAUCCGGCAAAAAGAGCAAAGACAAGGAAUCGGCCAAAUCAUCCGAUUUAAGGCGCAUGCUAAACAACAAGGAAAAAAGGAUAAGCGAAACUGACUUGAGAAACGUACUGAAAGGGAAGGAUUCCCAAAAAGCGAAACCGCCCGAAAUGCUGCGUAGAGACCCGAACAAAACUAGACGGGACAUCGAACGUGACAAAGUCAAAUGCGAACGGGACAAAGAGAAAAAAAUCAUCUCGGAGAAGCUGAAAUUAGUCGAGACCGGCUUAGUACCGCCCGGCAUGGAAAUGGAAACCGAUUUAGAAGAAAUAAAAAUCCAAAAACAAACCAUGCAAAGCAAUAACGGCGACCCGACAGCUAAAAACGAUCAUCGAUCGUCUUCGACGAAGAACAAAAGAUCUACCUCGAGCAAAAAGAUCGGUAGUACCAGCGAAUCGUCGCCGAAAAGAAGCAGCAGAAGACUAUCAAGAAGCCCAAAACGAAGGGCAAUAAGCCCUUUAAGAAUAAGACGUAGCCCUAUUCGACGCAGCCCCUUCAGACGAAGAUCCAGAACCAGAUCGAGGGAGAGGCCGUCGCGAUCGAGCAGAGAACGCCACAUCAUCAGAUCGCUGGAAAAAUCCCUCGAUCGAUCGAUCAGCCGAUCGAAAGAGAGAUCCCCCCGACGGGGCGUCGACAGAUCCAAAGAGAGGUCCCCCAGACGGCGGUCUCCGCUCACGCUCCGGCUGGACGACAGGAAGCGCAGCAGAAGUCGCGACAAGUACAAGUACUCGCCGAGGCGCAGGCGAUCCCGCUCGGUGACGCCUCGCCGGCGGCGCGAUUUCGACCGGAAGAAGAAAUCCUUCCUGGAGGAAAUCGCCGAGAAACUGAACGAAACGAGGCCGGCCGUUUACCAGCCCGUCAUGCAGCCCUACGCUAUGCCCCAUAAUAUGGUUCCUAAUGCGAUUCCCGGGCCCGUGCCGGCCCCCAUGCCCGUGCCCAAUCCCAUGAUGAACCAGUUUCAUCCGCAGCAACAGCAGUUCGAUCUGUACGAUCAGAGCUUUUUUAUCGGUACAUCCGUGCCGCAGAUUAGUCCUGUCACUCCUGCAAUAUGCCAUACUCCUGUAGUCGAUAAUAAGACGAACCUGCAGCCGAUGUUGGUUCCCGAGCCGAAAACACAGGAGGAUUUCACCAAAUUGUUUCAAGAUAAGAAAAUAACGCUUACAGAAUUUUUAUCGAUGACAGCCAAACCAGAGGUAUAUUCAACGAGUACGGAACAAAUGAAAGAAAAAAUCAAGGUAAUAUCGAGGUGUCAAGACGCUAUAAAAUAUUUGGAAAGUAGUGAAAAGAAGUUAUACGGGCCGUUGAUCGUGCGCAAAUCGUCGGCGCCCAAGCCGUCGCCGAACAAGCACAAAUCGCCGUUGCUGAGGACCGCCGAGCUGCGGCUGCCCUUCACCGAGAUACCCAAAUCGGGCGAGGACCAUCGCGCCGACUUCACCGGCUACAUCGACGGGCUCCUGCGCCACCUCGGCCUCGCCGACGACGACGACGUCGUCAUCGUCGAGGAGGACGCGCCGCCGGCGCCGAGCAUCUCGUCGGCGCGUCGGCGCCCCGACGUGGCCAGCAAGUGGGCGCAGACGGAGGCGCCGCGGUGCCAGGAGUGCGAGCGGCGCAAGAACACGAAGCGCCGGAGCGUCGGGACGCAGUGCGGCGCCGACGGCGUGUCGUUCUCGGUGGGCACGCAGGUGAGCGACGACGAUUUCGGGGACGCGUUGCCGCGCAGCCGGUCGCUGGCGGCGCUGACGCCGGCCCAGCUGCUGGCGCGGUCGGGCGUGUCGCAGGGCGGCAGGAGCGUCGAGGACGACGACGUGGAUUUGAUGUUUCCGCAGAAGACGAGGCCGCCGGGGAGCUACCAGAUGGGCGGCGGGCAGUUCCAGCAGAUGUGGGGAGGCGGCAGGAUGAGACAGCAGCCGCCGCCGAGUAGGGACGCCGGACGGUUUUUCAAUAAUCUCUAUUGAGUUUUGUUUGAUUCAUUUUGUUUAUCAUUAUUAUUGUGUAUCGGAUUAUUAGAGCGUUUGAUUGUACAUAUUAAGAUUAGAUUAGUGAAUUUAAGGGUAUGUAGUUGAUUGUAAUUUUUUAAAAUAUACCGUUGGUUGUUUCGAUACGUUUAUUUUUUUUCUUUGUAACUUUUAAUGCAAUUCUGACUAUAUCUUAAGUAUUUUUUGUUUAAUUUCAUUAAUAGAUAGUUCUACAAAUUAUUUGCCAUUAUGGAUAAUAAAGCUUGUUUUUUACUCGUUUCAUCUUAUUAGAGAAUUCCAUUUUCCCUUCCUAAUAGUCAAAUUUUAAAUGCCCCAACAGAUCCCUUAUAAUUCGUUUCGUGAAUGGUUUGAGUGCAUAUAAAAUUUCUCUGGAUUUACUAACGGAUUCAUAUGGGUAACCAAAAGUUCCAUGUUUUAUCUAGGAAGCCCACGGCAAGUAUUAAAAAAUCCAAUUAUAUGGAUAAGUGCAAAUUUGUUUGCAAUAUGGUCAAUUUUAUGAGUUGAACAAAGAAAGAUACAAAGGUUAGAGUGAGAAAGUUGCAAUCCCCCAAUAACACUCUAUCUUUUUCCUUUAUAUGAAACUAACGGAAAUUGUCUUUGUUGCACUCAUUUGCACUAUAUUGCGUACAAAUUUGCGCUUAACUGUAUAAUUGUGAUAACUUGCCAAGUGCUUGCUACAUUGUUUUAUUUUUGAUAAAUUUUGAUAAGUGUUAAGAUUUAGUGGUACAUUGUUUCAUACAUUAAAUUGUUAAUUUUUAAAAAUAGCAUCAGUUUUUAAAUAAAAAUUGAAAAAACUGUUUUGCAUUUUACUUAUUUUUAAAUUUUAAAUAUGUCCG